GGGGGUGACGUCACGUGGGGGCGGGAGGGAUGACGUCAAUGGGGUGGGUGACGUCACUCCCUCCAAUUUCCCCCCCUCCAGGGGCGGGCAGCGGGCUCGGCGCGGCGGUGAGCCUGCGGCUGGGCCGGGGCGGGGCGCGCGUGGCGCUCUGCGACCUUGACGUCGACGCGGCGGCGCGCACGCUGGCGCGUCUGCGCGCGGAGGACGCGCGCGGGGGCGCGCACGCCGCCUUCCAGGCCGACGUCGCCGACGCCGACGCCGUGGAGGGGCUGCUCCAGCAAGUGCAGGCGGUCCUGGGUUCGGCGCCGCGGGUUCUGGUGUCGUGCGCGGGAGUGACGCGGGACGACUUCCUGCUGCGCCUGUCCGAGCGCGACUGGGACGCCGUCCUGGACGUCAACCUCAAGGGCACCUUCCUGGUGAUGCAGGCCGCGGCCCGGGCCCUGGUUGCCGACGGCGACGGUGGCGGCUCUUUCAUCACCGUGGGCAGCAUCGUGGGCAAGGUGGGGAACCUGGGGCAGGCCAACUACGCGGCGUCCAAGGCCGGAGUGGAGGGGCUCACGCGCGCCGCGGCCCGCGAGCUCGCAAGGCACGGGAUCCGCUGCAACGCCGUCCUCCCCGGCUUCAUCGCGACGCCCAUGACCCAGAAGGUGCCGCAGAAAGUGCUGGACAAGGUAGCAGCCUUGAUCCCGAUGGGACACCUGGGAGCCCCCGAAGACGUGGCGGACGUGGUGGCCUUCCUGGCUUCGGAGGACAGCAGCUACAUCACGGGGGCCUCCCUGGAGGUCACAGGAGGUCUCUUCAUGUAGCCGGGCGGCCCAGCGGAGGCGGCGACGGAGCGGCGUGGAGUAGGGGAUGGGGGGUGAUGGGGGGGACCCCUCCCCGUACCCCAAUA
Tachyglossus aculeatus (Australian echidna) is the source of this 892-nucleotide messenger RNA. It is a transcript of the gene HSD17B8, whose product is annotated as hydroxysteroid 17-beta dehydrogenase 8. Gene Ontology annotation, molecular function: estradiol 17-beta-dehydrogenase [NAD(P)+] activity. The record is from RefSeq and is a predicted model, not a curated record. The transcript is spliced from 8 exons. The coding region runs from base 30 to 806 and encodes 258 amino acids. Lineage: Eukaryota; Metazoa; Chordata; Mammalia; Monotremata; Tachyglossidae. Gene Ontology annotation, biological process: estrogen biosynthetic process.